Anopheles coustani is the source of this 2127-nucleotide messenger RNA. RefSeq lists its product as uncharacterized. Gene Ontology annotation, cellular component: nucleus. The transcript is spliced from 8 exons. Gene Ontology annotation, molecular function: DNA-binding transcription factor activity, RNA polymerase II-specific; RNA polymerase II transcription regulatory region sequence-specific DNA binding. NCBI's taxonomy places the organism in Eukaryota, Metazoa, Arthropoda, Insecta, Diptera, Culicidae. Gene Ontology annotation, biological process: regulation of transcription by RNA polymerase II; neuron differentiation. The record is from RefSeq and is a predicted model, not a curated record. Bases 1 to 2127 code for a protein of 708 amino acids.
AUGAUUGAUCAGCAACCUAAAAUUUCGUACUUUCCCAUGGAAAUGAAAUGCAACCUCGGCAACCAGCAAGAGGAGCUUGAAGGUGGCGGUGGCGUUGGUGGUGGCGGCAACAGCAACAACGGCAACGCAAACAUCACAACGACCGUCAACAACACGGCAACCGGUACCGGGCCAAUCGGUACAACCGGUGCGUGCGGGACCGGCCGAGGGAGCGCGUGCGGUGCGAAAACACCAAUUACGACGGCGACGCCGACGACACUACAGGGACACCCGAUAGCCACCGCACCCAACGUCACCACCACCACCCCCGCCGGUGGCUCCACCGAGCAACGCUUGCUGCUGGCAGGGGUCAUGAGUGACGCCGACCUCGGGGGCGGCCCGGGAACCGGCGGUCACACACACCUGGCGGGGCUGCUGGGGACGAGCCUGUGCGGGCAGUGCUGCAGUCCGAUCUGCGAUCGGUACAUCAUGAAGGUGGUGGACAGCACUUACCACGAGCGGUGCCUCCAGUGCACCUCCUGCUCGAUCCGGCUCAUGCACUCGUGCUUCAUGCGUGACGGAAAGCUGUACUGUCGCUUCGACUACGAGCGGCUGUACGGGCGGAACAGAUGCCUCGGAUGUGGUGACAAGAUCGGUGCCGACGAGCUGGUAAUGCGCGCCCUGGAUAACGUCUUCCAUCUGAAGUGCUUCAUCUGCGUCGUCUGCGGCGUGCGGCUGCAGAAGGGCGACCAGUACGUCAUCAAGCAGAGCCAGCUGUUCUGCCGGCCCGACUACGAGAAGGAGGUGGAGAUGUUCCAGGGCUACAGCUACGACGACUACUGCUGUGACGACAUGUUCCAGACGCGCAUCGACGGUCGGCGAGGUCCGAAACGGCCGCGCACCAUCCUGACCACGCAGCAGCGCCGUGCCUUCAAGGCAUCGUUCGACAUCUCGCCGAAACCGUGCCGGAAGAUCCGCGAGGGCUUGGCAAAGGACACCGGACUCAGCAUACGCAUCGUGCAGGUGUGGUUUCAAAACCAGCGAGCCAAAAUGAAGAAAAUACAGAAAAAGCAGCUGAAGGAAGGCAACAAAGGUGCACACCACGGUGGCGGAGGAGGCACCGGAAGUAAAAACCACAGCGGAGGCGUAGGAAAGGGCGGUAACGACUCCCAGGAGGAGUUGUCGGACAACGAGAGCGGUGGUGCCAAGUUGUCACUCCGCAUCAAAGACGAAAACUCUCGAUCAAACACCUAUCUACAUGAUAGCUGCAGCGAUAACGAGGGAACCGUCACCGACAACGAUGGUGGCACGUACGGGGGUGGAACGGGCCGGCUCAGUCUCGGUGGUCCAGACCCCUACAAAAUCGUGAAGGAAGAGCUGGACCUCGAGGACGACUACUUUCGGCUAGCGAUGGGCUCGACGCACGGUCAUAACAACAACAACAACAACAACAACAAUAACCACCACCACCAUCAUCACCAUCAUCACCACCACCAACACCAGCAUAACGCUCACCCACAUCAACACGGCCCGCAUGGAGGCGCCCGAUUCGGUGGUAAAUCCUUCGACAACGAGCUUCAUUCAAACGCCGGAACUGGACCCGGAAUCAAGACGGAAAACAUGAACAUCGAUCCGACGACAACGAUGCACAGCAACGAGCCAUUGGAGUACGGCGUAUCGCUUCAGCACUUGACCGCAUCCAUGAACGGAGGACCACCCAGCACUAGUAACCACCAUAACAAUACGAUUGGGCAUCCCGCCUCCUCGCCCCAGGAUGCCAUCUCCGGAUCAGGAAUGCUCAAUCCGAUCGAUCGACUCUACUCGAUGCAAAACUCGUACUUCUGCAAUCAGGAAACAUCCGGCCCGAAUGCUCCCGGCCACCCCGGCACUCCACCCAACGGUAGCCAGCGACCAUCGGUCCCUUCCGCCUCUCUGCAGCAACAGAAUCCGAUGCACUUGCAGCAUCACGGUGUCGUUGCAGGACUCCAGCAUCAGACGAUGUCACAGCCGGGCCCGCAUCAACAACACGGCUACCUGCCGAACAGUCCCGGCCUCGGUGGUCAAUCGAACUCGCACAUAAAUGGACUGUGCAACACGUUGCUCGAACAGCAGCAGCAGCAGCAACAGCAGCAGGAAAGUGUCAUGUAA